Molecule: messenger RNA, 1337 nt
Organism: Tarenaya hassleriana
Lineage: Eukaryota; Viridiplantae; Streptophyta; Magnoliopsida; Brassicales; Cleomaceae
Product: nuclear nucleic acid-binding protein C1D
Exons: 6
Coding region: 132-764 (210 amino acids)
Biological process (GO): regulation of gene expression; maturation of 5.8S rRNA
Cellular component (GO): nucleolus; exosome (RNase complex)
Molecular function (GO): DNA binding; RNA binding
Source: RefSeq, a predicted model, not a curated record
UUUCUCCGUCGUCAUCCCCCCAAAGCCCUACACAGAGAGGACGCUCUCUCUCUCUCUCUCUCUCUCUCUCUCUCUCUCUCUCUCUCUCCUUCGUCGAUUGGAUUCUCAGUUCGUGUUCGCAUCCGAUUGAAAUGGGAGGAAGCGACACCGCAGCUUCCGCUGUGGUUCCGGAAUCGGCGACAGAGUCCGUGAACGCAACAUUGGCGAGCAUGGAGGAGCUGAAGCCACAGAUUCUGGAGCUCAUGUCUUUGUGCGAACCCGAAGUCCUUUCCCUGCUGCCGCCAUUGCAGCGAGCCAAGGCUCUGUUCUUACUCGCGGAAGCCACCACAACUCUUUUCACUCUGAGGUUGAGGUGUACUGGAGUUCAUCCCGACGAUCAUAAUGUUAAAUCGGAAAUUGAGAGGCUAAGCUUGUACAGAGAGAAGUUGCAGCGGUCUAUGGAUCGGAGUAAAGAGCCGCUGCGUCCGACAACUGUCAUAAAUCGCCAGGCCGCAACCCGUUUCAUCGAGCACUCUCUUCCUGACCUUACAUCAGACCAAAGGCAAAGCAUGAGGAAUCUUAGUAAAGGAGAUAGAUCUAAGACCAAGUACUCGGAGGCAAAUGCAAAGAGGAGGAAAUACCCAUCAAAUGAAAAGCAGUCUGUCCAGGCCGCUGCAAAGGAGUUCCUUGAAAAGGCUUCUCGUGAGCUUAUUGGAAACAAUGAGAAUGGCGUCAAGGGUCCUUUAAUGGCAGUUGCUGAUGGUUCAGAUGAAGAAAUGGCAUGAGCUGCAUACAUAGAACAGGCAGGACCUGCAAAUGGAGCAGGCGAAGACGGGUCAUAUGUGGUGGUUUGGGGUUCAUUUGGUUGCGGAAUGUUUCAGAAGCCCGUGGCGGUUUUCUCCUCCAGGUUCUUUUUGUUAUGCAUUAUUUUGAAAAUCCUAAUUCUUGUUCUCGUUUUUCCAUUCUAGCCUCAAAUGGAAAAACAAAAACAGAGUUGAGAGAUCGGAUUGAGACCCAAUGUUUUGGUAUAAUCUCUCUCUCCCUCUCUAUGUCAGUAGGAGUAGCCAUUCCAGUUUCGGUUUCGUAUAUUUGAAUUCGACUGUAUUUCGGUUUGGGUUCAGUUUGGAAUCGGAUGGUAGUUAUGGAAAUACUCAUUUAUCAGUUUUAAAAAAAGUAACCAUCUAGUUUUUAAAUGGAACCCAUUUCGUUAUUCUUUGGGUUGGUUUAUUAUUCCGUUAUUAACUAAAUUGUCCACCUCUAUUUCCAUAUAUAAAAAAAAACCCCAACAAAUCCAUGAACAACUCAGGUUGUAAAGCAAAAAGAUAAAAAAAAAAAUCACGAUGACAAAGUCCUUAAUA